Messenger RNA from Pseudoliparis swirei, 2262 nucleotides. Its product is annotated as carbohydrate sulfotransferase 15-like. The transcript is spliced from 8 exons. Gene Ontology annotation, molecular function: N-acetylgalactosamine 4-sulfate 6-O-sulfotransferase activity. The record is from RefSeq and is a predicted model, not a curated record. Lineage: Eukaryota; Metazoa; Chordata; Actinopteri; Perciformes; Liparidae. The coding region runs from base 385 to 1962 and encodes 525 amino acids. Gene Ontology annotation, biological process: hexose biosynthetic process.
ACUCCGUGCCGCGCGCAUGGGAGCUCCGUCAGAUGGAGACUCCGGAAAGUCUCGCGCAUUUCCGCGUCAAAACCCAGCCGCGGUUCGUCAGCAUGGACACGGUUCAUCCCGAGGAUAUCCAGUCACACUCCACGUAUCGCUUCAUGCAGACGGCCGUCAGGUGGAUUUCACCGCGGUGAUCGGUGUUCGUCAUGGCUCGUGAGCUGCGCGUGGAUUACUCUCGACUCUGACGAGGCCUUGCCGAAGACUGUGGAGCAGCAUCUAAGAAAAUAAGGACAAAUAAUGACAUGCAGAUUUAAAACUAUGACGAAUAGACGGUACACAUGACCCCCUGAAGGUAAAGCGUGAACCUUUUCUUUUUUUAAAUUUUGCUUCCGUGUCAGUAUGUCACUAUCAGACUGCAAACAUGGGAGCAACCCCCAAACGGACCACACGUACAGCCUCCACAGCUUGCCCUUGAGCAAGGACUAUGGAAAAACGCCGACGAGGACAUUGUUUGACUUCAAGCGGUUAUCACUGACGAACCUGCGGAGCAUCUCAAAAGUCAAAGUGGUUAGCUUUCUGAUGGGCUUGACUCUGAUGUUCCUCAUCAUGGCUUCCCACAUCCUGACGUGGGACAGGAAAGGGCUUCUGCUCACCCCCCCACCCUUUCAUCCUCUCAGGCCUGUGGUCGUCCCGACCGGCAAGGCGGCAGCUGAAGUUUCGUCUGAAAAUAAUUUCAUAGACGUGAAGCUGCUGGUGAAAAUCAUCGGCUCCAAACUGGAAUACACACCCAGGAAGGUGCCCGAUGAAAAGGACGUCGUUGGAACCAACUCCCAUUUGUUUUCUGUAAUUCCUCGCCAUUUCCUGCCCAGCGUCAAAAGCCCUUGCUGGUAUGAGGAGUUCUCAGAUGAGCUCAGCACUGAUCCAUACGGGAGGAACCACUACGCUCUGCGCACAAAGAGCUUCAGGACUGUGUGUGACCACCUGAGGACCAGCUUCCACCAGCACUUACACCGCAGCGGCGGCAAACGGUUUCGUCUGCGCUGCUUGCCGUUCUUCUACAUCGUCGGCCAGCCCAAGUGCGGCACAACCGACUUGUUCUACAGGCUGCUGCUGCACCCAGAGGUCAAGUUCAACACGAUAAAGGAGCCGCACUGGUGGACCAGGAAACGCUUUGGUUAUAUCCGUUUCAAAGAUGGCUUCCAGGAAACAUUUCCCGUGGAAGAUUACCUGGAUCUGUUUGACUUGGCAGCCCACAACAUCCAAGAAGGAAUCAGUGGAAAUUCAUCUGGAGACCACCGCGCACUCAUAACAGGUGAAGCCAGUGCAUCCACCAUGUGGGAUAACCAGGUCUGGAGCUACCUUCACAGAGACAUGGAGGAGACGGAAACCCCGUUCCUGGCCCAGGACUUCAUCCACAGAGUCCAGCCCGGGGCCAAAAUCAUCCUCAUGCUUAGAGAUCCAGGAGAGAGACUUUAUUCUGACUACCUGUACUUUAAGAUGGCCAACAAGUCAACAGAGGACUUCCAUCAUAAGGUCGUAGAAUCUGUGCAGUUGUUUCAGUCCUGCCUGUCUGAGAGGUCACUUCGAUCCUGCGCCUACAACACCAGCCUCUCCAACGCCAUGCCGGUGAGGCUACAUUUGGGGAUGUACGUUGUCUUCUUGCUGGACUGGCUGACAGUUUUCCAAAGCGAGCAGAUUCUAGUUCUUCGCCUCGAGGACUAUGCAGCCAACUUCAAAGUGACAAUCAAGAAAGUUUUUGAUUUUCUCAGAUUAAGUCCUCUGUCGGAGCAGGUGGAGGCAGCACUGUACAAACGGCCCAAAUCCAACACCCGGCGGACGGCAGAUAGGAACCUGGGUCACAUGCUUCCAGCCACCAGUGACCUCCUCAGAGGAUUUCACCAACCCUUCAACCAUAAACUGGCCAGUGUGUUGGACAACAAGGCCUUCCACUGGAGUAAUGCACCUGAAGGGGCAUGAGCAUGCUCGAGGAUGUGGAUGGCCGUGAAUGAAACACCAGAGCAAGAAGCUAAAGCAGCAAUGCCAUAGAUAUAAAUAAAUGUACAGUGGGAGAACUCAAAGGUUAUAUAUGGGGUUAUAUGAAGGUCCGAAUAAGUACGGGUUUUGUUUGUGAUAUUUGUUUGCUCUUGAAAGAAUGUGAGUGACUUGUUGAUAAAGAUGAUGACAAUAAGAAGAACAAUAAGCUGAAUUUGUGUUUUAUGUUUUUAUGUUGUUGAAAAGACAUUUUUAUCACUGCUGAUUAAAGUCCACAAAAUGCAA